UUCUCUUACACAAUUUCAUUAACUUCCUCUCUCAUCCCAUCAAUGGCGAUUCAUUAAUCCAAUCCAUCUCUCUCCAAAUGGAUAUUCCAAUUCCACUUCAACUUCAUCAUCAUCCUUUACAUCAUCUAAACAAUCCAGACUCAGCUGAAUCCUCACCAAGAUCCCGUCCCGGCGACACCUGGCCAGACGAACCCUUACCUUCAAUCCCCGGCGCAAAACUCCGCUUAAUGUGUAGCUAUGGCGGUCAUAUAAUCCCUCGUCCACACGACAAAUCUCUCUGCUACGUAGGCGGUGAUACUCGCAUGGUCGUCAUCGAUCGUAACUCCUUACUCUCAUCCUUCUCCACUCGCCUUUCCAAAACCCUAAUCAACGGCCGUUCCUUCACACUCAAAUAUCAACUCCCAAACGAAGACCUAGAUUCCUUAAUAUCCGUCACUACUGAUGAAGAUCUAGAGAACAUGAUCGAAGAAAACGAUCGAAUCAAUUCAUCAUCAUCGAAACCCGCUCGACUCCGGUUAUUUCUUUUCCCAAACAAACCGGAAACAGCAAUCUCAAUGGGAUCACUUAUUAACGAUGCGAAAUCCGAGAAUUGGUUUGUUGAUGCUUUGAAUAAUGCUGCUUUAUCAAGAGGUGAAUCAGAAUCUGCUACUAUGGAUUGUUUAGUAGAAAUCGAUGAUGCUGAUAUUGAAAACCAGAAUGUGCAGUCAAUUACAACAGAUGCAUCGUUUGAUUCGAGUUCUUCUUCUCCAUCUGUUGCGUAUCUUAAACCUAUUAAGGUUAGGAUUGAUCAGGAACAAAUGAUGAUGGUGGGUAUUGAUGAUCAGUUAUCGAAUUUGAAUUUAGAGAAGAAAGAUGAGGAAUUGGUUGUUUUAUCUGCUAAUCCACCAUUACCAACUCAAAUUACUACAGUUACUGCGGCUGUUUCUAAUGAUUAUGUGAAUAGGGAUAAUGAGAGAUUGUUGGAUCAUAGGAAACCGCCAUUGCCACUGCAAUUGGUGCAGAGGAAGAAGGGUUUAGCUUCUGAUGUUCAUCAUAAUUUGCCUUCUUCUGAUUUUAGUUUGACAUCUCCGGAUUCAGUGGCAAGCGAUAGCAGCAUUACAUCUGCAGCUUCCUUCUCGAAACAAAAUUAUAACCAAGAUUCAUCGGCACCACCACAACCACAACCACCACCUCAUAUGAUUAAUCCCACAAGCCCGAACGAAUCAAACCACUUUGAACCACCAACCAAUUCUCAACAACAAAUAGUUCAACAAAUAAUCCAACAACCUCAAUUCAUCCAACAAACUCCCACACAUUACAUCGAUCAUCUCGGCCACCCCCAUCCCAUCAUGUCUCUCCCCCCCUCUAAUUACUACACCAUGCAACCUAAUAAUAAUCAGCAGCCAUCACAAGUCUACUUUCUACAACCUUUCAACCAAAGCCAAAACCAAAACCAACCAUUUAACACCUACCCUAUUUCCGAUUCCCCUUCUCCAAACAGACCAUCAACACCAGCUCCAAAUCCAUCUAUUACAGUCUCACCAAACGUCUAUAUAGCCGCUGCCCCAACAGUCCAACCUACACCUAAUCAGUACCAACCACAGUACCUCGGUUUACCUCAAAACUAUUACCUAUCUCAGUCUGUAACUGCUGGUUCUGCUUCAGGUGGUAGUAAUUAUCAGGGGUUUGAUCAGUAUAAUGCCCAUUCUGGACUUGAUGAUCAGCAAACUGCUUAUCAUUCUCCAACCAUGUUUACACCUCAAUAUCAUCAAACUAUUAAUCCAGCCACUGCAAUGUUGCUAGCACAGGCUAAUUCGGUGCAGGUACCAAAUUCAGAUAACAAAACAUCAUAAAUUAGCCAAGUUCAAAUUAGUGUAAACCUUUAUCUUUUCAAUUACAGCCUCUUGUGGACUGAUAUCAGUGUUUGAAUAAGUUAUAAACAACAUUUUUAUUUAUAAUACAGUAUUUUCUGCAAUAAGUAAUGUUUUGUUUCUUCAUCAGACUUUCUCAUUUGUAACAUUGUAUUCAUGAAAUUUAUUAUCA
Molecule: messenger RNA, 2022 nt
Organism: Impatiens glandulifera
Lineage: Eukaryota; Viridiplantae; Streptophyta; Magnoliopsida; Ericales; Balsaminaceae
Exons: 2
Coding region: 78-1832 (584 amino acids)
Molecular function (GO): protein binding
Source: RefSeq, a predicted model, not a curated record